AUGCCAUUGCACUGCCUGCGGCUUCUGCAAACAUCCCCCUUGCAUCUUCUCGCAUACCUCUUCUCUACCACACUUUUUGCACAAGUUAAAAACGGGGAAGCUAUCUUGAUGUUGCUGCUUCUGCUUCUGCGCCUCAUAUACAGCUGCUGCCACAGGAGGCAUGCAUGCGGCUUCUGCGCCUUCCUUUGCACGCAUCCCCUGUUGUUCCCGUCUCCACCCUCGGAACCCGGCGCUGAAAACUUCAAACCACGAGAGCAUGGCGGCAUGCUUGUUCUGCUGCGCUCGCUCCUCUCUAAAUGUUUCAACGUUCGGACAAACGGCAGUCAUGCUGCUCCUGCCUGCGCUUUCUGCACACAUGCCUUGAUCACACAUAUGCUCUUCUUCUUCCCUUGA
Messenger RNA from Boeremia exigua, 393 nucleotides. RefSeq lists its product as uncharacterized. The record is from RefSeq and is a predicted model, not a curated record. The coding region runs from base 1 to 393 and encodes 130 amino acids. Lineage: Eukaryota; Fungi; Ascomycota; Dothideomycetes; Pleosporales; Didymellaceae. The transcript is spliced from 3 exons.